Messenger RNA from Medioppia subpectinata, 1584 nucleotides. NCBI's taxonomy places the organism in Eukaryota, Metazoa, Arthropoda, Arachnida, Sarcoptiformes, Oppiidae. The record is from the annotation of a GenBank genome assembly.
AUGCUCAUCAUGAUUCAUCUAAAUUACAAAAUGACAACAAGUGUUGACGUGAGGACUACAUCGGGAACAGUGAGGGGUCGAGUGGUUGUGGCGCUCAACACAACUCUAUACCAAUUUCAAGGCAUACCAUACGCUGAGCCACCCAUCGGUGCGCUCAGGUUUGCUAAACCCAAACCCAUUCAACAGCCCAGAGAUGGUAUAAUAGACGCCACAAAACCGGGAAACAGUUGUAUGCAACAAGAAAUGGGUUUAAUUCCGUUUCCAAUCACUCAGAGUGAGGACAGUCUUGUGCUAAACAUAUGGACACCAACUCUACCCACAGAUAACACAACCAAUCAGUCACUUAAACCGGUUAUGUUUUGGAUAUACGGCGGCGGAUUUACAAUUGGGACCAUUGAUAAAUACAACGGCGGACCACUGGCCGCACACGACGUGGUAUUUGUGGCCCCGAACUAUAGGUUGGGUUACUUUGGUUUUCUAUACGGGGAUCGGGAGGACGCGCCCGGAAAUGUGGGUCUUUAUGAUCAGUUAUUAGCACUUAAAUGGGUUAGAGAAAACAUUCAUUUGUUUGGUGGAGAUAAGGAUCAGAUCACCAUUUUUGGUGAGAGCGCCGGCAGUUGGUCCGUAUCGGCGCACAUACUCUCCCCGCUAUCAAAGGGUCUGUUCAAAAGAGCUAUUAUGUCGAGCGGCGCUCAUAUGUAUAAUAAGGACAGGGAUGUGAUCAGUAAAGAUGAAGCCAUAGCAGAAGGAAAACGUAUUGCCAAAGAGUUGGGUUGGAGUGAAGACAUGGAUUGGAUUCAGUAUUUACGGACAGUUGAGGCCAAGGAUUUGGUAGAUAAGGCCAGAGGAAUGACAUUCCCGGUGUUGGGAACAGAGUUUUUGCCACUUUCGGCACAAAAAGCUUUCGAUAACAAUAAUUUAUAUUUUGACAUCGAUCUAAUGGCGGGCAUUACCAGCACUGAGGGCUCAGUUCUAUCCAAGCUAUAUAUAGCACCGAAUAGAGAGGUUUACACUUUGGAUGACUUCUUGUCAGGGGUUAAGGCAUCGGACGACAUGUUUCACGGCAUAGAUGUGCACAAAUUGACGGCCUAUUACUUGAAAGGUGUGGACACGAGUAGUACACCGGCUCUGAAGCGAGCGUUUUAUAAAUUUUACGGCGAUUUAUUUAUGAAAUACCCGACAUAUCUAUUCGCGCGACAAAUGGCCACAACUGUUGGCAAUCGGCAUAACAUAUACUUCUAUGAACUCUCAUAUCAAAGUCAGUUCUUUGCCAAACACUUUCAAUGCGAUGACAAGGAGUCGGCGGUCGGACACGGAAUGGACUUACCGUUUGUCUUCGGUAUACCUCUCUUGACACAAAUGGCCGAUUCUUUUGAUGAAACCGAUCGUCGCUUCAGUCGUGAUGUGAUGCGGAUGUGGACUAACUUUGCGAAAUACGGCAAACCUGACGACAAAUGGCCGCAACUGUUGAGUGAUCCGAAUGUACCGAAAGUGAAGGAUUUAAACCCCGACUCAAACCGACCCCCACUUCACGACCCGUACGGGCAUUGCUAUGAAAAUAUUUGGCAUGAUUAUUUUAUAUAA